Dunckerocampus dactyliophorus (ringed pipefish) is the source of this 13175-nucleotide messenger RNA. RefSeq names its product protein bicaudal C homolog 1-like. Bases 6815 to 9664 code for a protein of 949 amino acids. The record is from RefSeq and is a predicted model, not a curated record. Lineage: Eukaryota; Metazoa; Chordata; Actinopteri; Syngnathiformes; Syngnathidae. Gene Ontology annotation, molecular function: RNA binding; protein binding. The transcript is spliced from 21 exons. Gene Ontology annotation, cellular component: cytoplasm.
GGAAUGGAUCACUGGGCGAAAACAAUGUAAUCCACAAGGCACACCGGGACACGAAACCACGUGACACCAAACCAAACUACAGAAGAAGAAAGAACGCAUGCGCACUAGUGCGUCGUCUUCCGGCUUCCGAGGCUCAGCCGUGGGUUUCUCUCCUCGUUGUAGCAAUGAAGUCACAUUGUUUACCGGCUAACUGCUACCACAACCUGCAAUUAAGCUAAGUGAAUCAUUUUCUCCACUUAGCUAAUUUGCUUCCCAGCUCCCAAACUAUUACCAGGCAGCUUUUUCACAAAGCAACGAUCUCUCACUGCUUUUACUUUGUAGUUUCGCACCAUAUGAUACAACAUUAAAAAAAAAAAAAGUCCAGCUUGUGAGGCCUCAUCCUCCUCUUCCUCCCGGGGUGCUGAGUAAGACUCUUGGACAGGAAGUGGGUGUCUUGAGGGGGAAUGUGGUCUUCUCUCACUCCCUCCUGAGGAUUCAAACAGUGGUCUUGUUGUGCUAGCUUUUCAUUGGUGCUGACCUUUCAAACGUAACCAAACAAAAAUACUGACAACUUCUAGUAUAUCAAGCUUGCUUUUUCAAAUGAGUCGCUCUUUUUCCACCAUUCUGUGAGCCCCUCCUCUUUGCAUCCGUACUCCGCAUUAUUUUCAACGCUUCCGCUGUCCAAACACAACUGACCCGGGGAGAGGUCGCGCUGCAUUUCCUGUGACAACUUCAGAAUAAACGAAAACUCGUAAAAGCUUUCAACGGCUUGAAAGCAAAGGUAGAUACUUUAUUCAUCUUCAAGAGAAAUUCACAUUUCCAGCAGGUCAGUGUCAUAAUGAACUCAAUCACUUAAUCGCAAAAUAAAACAACCAAGGCAAGACAUAAGAGAUAAGAAUAUAGGAUAAGAAUAAAUAAAUAAACACACGUCAAAUUUGUAGUAAUCCAUCUUCUAUGUCGCUUAUCCUAGUUAGGGUCGUGGGGGUAUGCUGGAGCCUAUCACAGCUGACUUCGGGUGAGAGGCGGGGUACACCUGGUCGCAGGGCACAUAUAGACAAACAAUCAUUCACGCUUACAUUCGUACCUAUGGACAAUUUAGAGUCAGUUAAAGCUAAGAGUCGGUUGCCAGUUAACCUAACAUGCAUGUUUUUGGAAUGUGGGAGGAAACCAGAGUACCCGGAGAAGACCCACACACACACACGGGGAGAACAUGCAAACGCCACACAGAGAUGCCCGAGGGAGAUUUGAACCCAUAUCUUCCUGAUCUCCUGACUGUGUGGCCAACAUGCUAACCAAACGGCCACCGUAAUGAGUAAUAAUAAUAAUAAUAAUAAUAAUAAUAAUAAUAAGUAGGUAACAAGUCCUGUCCUGUGUGUGUUUCACCGCUCCCCCUCUGUUGUGUUGAAAGCCGCAUGGCGUGGGCGAGGAAUGGUCUGCUCAGUCUUUCAGUGGAGCAGGACAGUGAUAGUAAUCUGCCACUGAAGCUGCUCUUCUGUCGGGAGAUGAUGCUGUGCCUUGGAUGAUGUGCUUGUCCAUGAUGGAAAGGAGCCUCCUCAGUGUCCUUUGCUCUGCCACAGAUGUCAGGCUGUCCAGCUCAGUGCCAAUGACACAGCCUGCCUUCCUCACCAGUUUGUCCAGUCGUGUGGCGCCCUUCUUCUUGCGGCUGCUUCCCCGGCACACUACUGCAUACAAGAGGGCACUAGCUACCACGGUCUGGUAGAAGAUCUGUAGCAGCUUCUUGCAUACGUUGAAGGACGCCAGCCUUCUGAGGAAUUAUCUGCAGGAGAUACUGUAAUUACCUUUCUGGAUUAACGGUAACACAAUACAGCAGUUUUUUUCCUCUGCAGAUGUUGCCUUCCACCAGAGUUGGAUCACUGCAGUCCCCAAAUAGGGACUGACAUACCUUAUAAGAAGUGCGUCACAAAAGUUUCAGGACCGGUGUCACAAGAGAUAUAUUUCAAUCCAAACUACGUGGUUCUCGCCCGGAAAAGGGUGGAGUGCCAUCUCUGGUUCGGAGAUGAGAUCCUGUUGCAAGUGGAGGAGUUUAAGUACCUGGGGUCUUGUACACGAGUGAGGGAAGAAUGCAAAAUUGACAUAUUGAAUGAUGUGGCGUCUGCAUUGUUGGGACUCCGCAUCCAUCUAUUGUAGUGAAGACAGAGAUGAGCUGAAAGGCAAAGUUCCCAAUUUACCGGUUGAUCUAUGUUCCCACCCUCAACUAUGCUCACGAGCUUUGGGCAGUGACCGAAAGGACAAGAUUGUAGGUACAAAUGGACAAAAUUUGUUUUCUGGGUAGGGUGGCUGGGCUCUCCCUUAAGCCUAAUUCACAGCCGGUCGUACAGGCUCGUAGGGCGGGUGUAUGUGCAAAAAAGCGCAAGAAACACACGGAGGGUGCGUUGGUGACGUGCUGAUUUUUAGACUGCCCCCAGAGGUUCCUUGUCAUGUCAAGCUCCGUGGGCGCUCACGCUUUUUAAGGGUUGCAAGACAAGCUUACACACUUCAUACGUCUUCAUGUCGUGUUUUCGUACAUUUUUCUGGUGUCAGGUUUGGGCAAGAUGUACAUUUUUUUUCUUCUCUGCUUAAGCUGCUGCCCCUGCAACCCGACCUCGGAAAAUCGGAAGAAGAUGGAUGGAUGUAAAAACAUGAAUCUAACAUUCUACGUUUUAGAUUUUUUUUUAAAUUGUCAAUAUAUUGGUCAGUUUUAAGACUACUUCUAAGACACUUGGCCAGGAUUGGUUGUAUUACAAUUAGUAGUAGUAGCACCUCGUUGAUAGAAAAUAUUUAAUAUUUUGUUGUUUUCCAAUUGAAAAAAAAUGGGUAGUCUACUAAAAACACAAAACAGAUAUUCUGUUAAUUAUUUGAUUUCCAUAUUAAAAAUAUAUACUGUAUGUUAUGCCUCAAUAUGGUGAAAAUAUCAUUUUUGAAGGCGAAUUAAUGGUUAAUUUAGUGUUGUGUGCCUGUGCAGUGUGUGCGUGCGUGCAUUUUGCACUUAAAGCCAGUAAUGUGCAGCGUAACCACAGUGUAAUUCAAGUUAUUUUCACUGCUCUGUCGCCACCUUCUCUUUCCUUCCUUGUCCCGCACCUUCUCUGUCCUCCCCUUCCUAAAACAUGCUGAUACAAUUAAACAAUUCUAUUCAAAGUUUGCUUGCGCGCUACAUUCCUCCACAGCGGCCAUGAUGGAGCUCUCAGCAGCUGUAAUAUAAUUGAGCUCCAGUCGGUGGAAAAAUCUGUAAUUCAUUACUUUAAAAAAAGACAAAAAAAGAAACUAAAGGGUUGGGGGUCUGCUCUGACCCAUUUCUGUGCUGCCGGAGACUGUAAAUUAAAUAUCUGUUAUUCUACAGACCUCCAGCUUCUUUUCCUUGCGCCCUCGUCAAAGUGCAGAUUUACAUUCUGUCUGGUCUGUGGUUGCUAUUUUAGACAUGUUUCUUUGGUGUGGGGGCGGCGAGGAGAGCACCCCUUACACACACACACACACACACACACACACACACAUACAUACUGGACUAUAGAACCGCUCCCCGUAAAGAGUGUUUGGUGUUUGUCUUUGGAGAAGUUCUGGUUUUGGUUUGUUGUUCUCUUCUCAUGUUGAUCACCCAGCAUUUCAUCCUCUUGCCUUGAUUAGAGAGAAUUAUUUAUAUUGUUUUCAUUUGAGAAGCUUUUGGAUACUUGCUGGGAUAGUAUCCCAUUUAAACAAAAACAAAAAUAAGAUUUUUGUUUAACUUGAUGCUAAUUUCAUGUUCAGGACUUGAGGAAGAGAUGAUUGGACGUGUCAGGCUGUCAUCCUAUGACAGGUGUGUCCUGAGUACGACCCGGGGGGGGCAUAUGCGGCCUGUUUUUUAUUGGCCCGUGGCACAUUGUAGAAAUAGAAUUAAACAAAACAAAAAAAACAGCAAAAAUGUGAAAAACAGAGCCAAUGCUGAGUGGCGAAUAUGCCAGGAUCCACUGUACAGUAGACUCUCAGUAGUCUGUGUAUUUUGGUUACAUUUGGUUUCCAAUACAAUGGUCGUCAUAGAUCAGGGGUGUCCAUAGGGUACACUGAAAAUCAAAGGAUGUGGGGGUCCGUUUUCAUAUUUUUAUAUAUUGUUGAAAUUUGUAAAAAGGCUAUAAAAAAAAUGUUAAAAAAAACCUGAUCUAUACAGGGUGUCCCAAAAAACGUAGCAGCUGAUAACUCAAUUGUUUGUUUUUCCUUUGCAAAUGAAACACAUUGGAAUGAAUGACGGCAGCCAGACUGAAUUUUGAGGAAAGGAAAUUCAUUCUAAAAAAGCGUGACUGCACACAAACACCAAGGGAUUGUUUCAUGAUGUGUGCGGGUCCGUCGCUUCGCGAUGUCAGCAGUGUCCAACGGACCAGAACGCACGUCCGUUUGAGAACAGGCGAUGACAAAACAAUCAAAUGAUGUUUAUAAAUUCUAUGACAUUUUGAAAAUUGAACAAAUUCUAAUAAACACCAAGGUUACAAUUAUUACACCUUGUAUAUAUUUAAAGACAAAGCUUUGUUUUAUUAUUACGUAUUAGUAUCAACAUUGUAGCUUCUUCUCUUUACAUUUGUUCCUUUUUGCUCUAUUUUUUCCAUUUUUGCUGGGCUUUUUAGUUUAAUUCUAUUUUUACAACGUGCCAAAAAACAAGCUGUGGGCCGCAAAUGACCCCCGACUCGCACUUUGGACACCCAUAUCAUAGAUGUCCUAUGCAUAGAACAUAUGGAGUUACUUCUCCGUAACAUGUAGUGCUUGAGCUUGAUUGCGUGGCGUAAUGUGCUUAGAAUAAAAAGACACUUCAUUAUUUACACCAGACCUGUGAUGAAUGCUCUUACUGGACAAGUCAGCGUUGAUAGUUUUGGCUCCGCUUCAGUGUGUCAACCUUCCCCGCCUCACUUGAGUGUUUUUACUGGUGCACUCUUACAUGUCCAAGUCUUCUGGAUGGCGUUAUGAGGGUAUUGUUUGCGUGGACCCCAGCCAUGGCUGCAGAAAUCAACAUUGUUUACAUUCCAUCUGUGUCACAACAGCAGAAUCUCCAGGAUUUGGUCUCUCUGCGCUAAAUAAUGGAGAACAGACCCGUGUAUCAUCUGCCAGCGUUUUGGCCUUCAUGCGUUCCUUUUUUUCCCGCUCCUCUGUUCUUUACAUGCUACAUAAACUUGUUGGUUACAUUUGGUAAUUGUCGUCGUCGCCGCAAAAUGACACGACGGCUUAAGAUGUGGCCUUGCAGGCUUGUCAGCUCUGUAGGUCUGAAUUCUCAAUGAGCGUCUUCAAACUGUGCGAGAGGCGUACUUUUUGGCUGUCCGAUUGCUACUUUUAGAUCCAUUUUAGAGGACGCGCGGUGUUUAUUGUUUGGACACAAUCGGAGGGUGUGGUUAUCAUUAACUGUAACCCAGUUUCACUUUGGGGGACGUAAAAGAGAAUGACCUAAAAGUUUGUUGCAUCAUGUGGUCCGGGCUCUUGAUGUGAGUGUCAGUGCUGAAUGUCCUCAUGUAACCCUCGCUAAAAACGAACCGCGCUCUAUUUUAAAAGGCGAAUCACGAAUAAGGAAAGUAUCUGUCCAACAAAAAUGCACAAAAUAUAUGCUCUCAAACAAAGCAUGUGCUCUUCAAGCCUUGUUCGAGCAUUCAGUCAGUGUGUCUCCACAAAGAUCUAUAAUUUACUUUGGCUUUUGGUUGGCGGGCCAAAGAGGAGCUCUCUCUGCUGUCUCAGUCAGGCGGCAGCAGAUUUGCAGGCUUUCAAAUGCCUUUUUUUAGAACGCUUGCAGCUUGAUAUUGGGGAUGUCCGAAAUUACACAGAAUAUUAUUGAAGGUCCAUACACAAGAGAUAGUGGGCCUACACAGGAGAUUAUUGUGUUCUGAUAUAGGUAAUUGUCUGUGUCUGUUCUAGGCCUACAUAGGACAUUGUUGCCGGUCUAUACACCAGAUUAUGUUUGUUCUAUACAUGAUCUUAUUCUUGGUCUGUACAUGAGAUUAUUAUCGACAUGCACAGGCGAUCAUUGAAGGGCCAUACGCGAGAGAUUGUGGGCCUACACAGGAGAUUGUUGUCGUCCUAUACAGGAGAUUAUUCUGCCUACACAGAAGAUUGUUGUAAACCUAUACAGGAGAUUAUUCUGCCUUCACAGGAGAUUGUCGUCGUCCUAUACAGGAGAUUAUUCUGCCUUCACAGGAGAUUGUUGUCGUCCUAUACAGGAGAUUACAGGAGAUGUUCUGUGUCUAUACAGAGGACUGUUCUAGGCCUAUAUAGGAGAUACUUGCAGGUCUAUACAUCAGAUUACACGAGAUUAUUCUUGGUGUAUGCAUGAGAAUUUUAUUGAAAUUCAGGAGAUUAUUGUAGGUCCAUACAAGAGUCUGUCGGCCUAUACAAUAGAUUGUUGUAAACCUAUUCAUGAGAUGAUUCUAGGCCUACUCAGGAGGUUAUUGUCCAGGUAUGAAAUGAUGCAUUAUCAUAGUCUGCUAUACCAUAUAUUGUUGUAAUCCUAUACAGGAGUUUGUUGUAGGUCUGCACAGGAACUUGUGAUAGGCUCAUCCAUGAUAUUUAUGUAGUCUUAUGGAGGAGGUUGUUGGAAUUCUAUACGGUGACCAUUUGUGUUGAACAACACUUUGGAAAUUCAACUCAACUGAAAAGGUUGCUCAAGAAAAGGACUGGUCAUAGUUAUUUUUACUCUUGUUAAUGAAAUUUCCAGCCUCUUAGCCUUUACAGUUAGUGACGCAGUGCGAAGAAUUCCCUCUUUGAAGCCAAGCGUGUCGCCAGAUCCAGAUCCAGAUUCGGUGUGAGUGUUGCAAAGAUGUGUCAUGCAUGAUAAGCAACCCAGUGGGUGUCGUAAUCUUCCUGUGUCUGUUCUAGGUUCUCCCACGGCCCGGCUUACAUGCCACGCAUCUGCCGGCUGGAUGUUCCGCUCAUGUUGUUGCUCAUGUUUUCUCUAAAAGGUCCUGCAGUACGUAGUCUACACAUGGUGGAAAACUGCCGCCUCUGCAUCCGUCUAUACUCUGCCUCGGAGGGGAGAGUCAACGGCGGGGAGGAUUUCUUUCAAAAGAUUAUGGAUGAAACUCAAACGCAGAUAGCCUGGCCCUCCAAACUCAAGAUCGGCGCAAAGUCGAAAAAAGAUCCACACAUCAAGGUGUGCGGCAAGCGGGAACACGUGAGAGAAGCCAAAGACAGGAUUAUGUUGGUGCUCGACACAAAGAGUAACAGAGUGACGCUGAAAAUGGACGUGUCCCACACGGAGCACUCCCAUGUGAUCGGCAAGGGCGGCAACAACAUCAAGAGGGUGAUGGAGGAGACGGGCUGCCACAUCCACUUCCCAGAUUCCAACAGGAACAACCAGGCGGAGAAAAGCAACCAGGUGUCCAUCGCAGGACAGCCAGGAGGGGUGGAGGCAGCUCGAGUUAAAAUCAGGGAGCUGCUCCCUCUCGUGCUGUCCUUCGAGCUGCCAGCCAUCAUGCAGUCGGACCCCAGCUCGCCGAGCGUGCAGGCCAUCUCGCAGACCUACAACCUCACCGUGUCCUUCAAGCCCCCCACGCGCCUCUACAGAGCCACCGGCGUGGUGCGUGGAUCCCAAAACAACGCCAAUGCCGUUAAGAGAGGCACGGCCCUCCUGCUGGAGCACCUGGCAGGCAGCCUGGCGAACACCAUCUCGGUCACCACACACCUGGACAUCGCACCCCAGCACCACCUCUUCAUGAAGGGCCGCAACGGCAGCAACAUCAAGCACAUCACCCAGAGAACGGGGGCCCAGAUCCACUUCCCGGACCCCAACAGCCCCCAGAAGAAAUCCACGGUCUACAUCCAGGGCACCAUCGAGUCGGUGUGCCUGGCUCGGCAGUACCUCAUGGGUUGCCUGCCGCUGGUGCUCAUGUUCGACAUUAAAGAGGACGUGGAGGUGGAGCCUCAGUGCAUCACGGCCCUCAUGGAGCAGCUGGACGUCUUCAUCAGCAUCAAACCCAAGCCCAAGCAGCCUAGCAAGUCUGUAAUAGUCAAGAGUGUGGAGAGGAAUGCCGUGAACAUGUAUGAAGCCCGAAAAUUCCUCCUGGGUCUCGAGUGCAACGGGGUGUCCUCUUCUCCGCCCUCGGUGGCAUUGAACCCCGCCGCCAACGGGCCCUCGCCGUCCCUCAUGUGCCCCGUUGGCCUGGACAUCCUGGCCUCAGCUGGCCUGGGGCUCAGCAACCUGGGCUUCCUGGGUGCGACGGCGUCCCACUCACUCGCCAACUCGGCCGCCCCCAACACUGUCCUGAACACCUUAAACUCCUCCAUGAGUCCUCUGCAGGCCCCCAGCACCCCAACACCCUCCCUGUGGCCCAGCUCGCUCACCAGCACCCAAGCCUUCUCGUCCCAGUUGAUGCUGCACCCGGCCACCCAGGCCACCCUGAGCAGCAUCCUGCUAUCAGGCGUGCAGGGCUACACGCAGAGCACGCCGUCCCCUCCGCCGGGCCUGGCGCCCAUCGACAAGCAGCCCAUCAACGGCGUUCCCGACUGUGCCAAGGCGGCCUGCGCACUCAACGGUCACGUGAAGCAUCCUGGUUCCGUCUACGGGAGGAUAGCCACAGCGUCACUUGCCGAGACGGUUCUGAGUUCAGCUCCGUGUGACUCGGUCCAAGAGGCCAGUGGACACAAUCCAUCAGAACCACUGUCCAGCAAGUCCAGCACAGAUGAAGGCUCUGACACAUUUGUGGAGGUGGGCAUGCCGAGGAGCCCCUCUCACUCGGCCAACGGCAGCGAGCUAAAGCAGAUGCUGGCGUCAUGCAAGACAUCGUCGGGAAAGCGACAAGCGGUGGAGCUCCUGCAGGGCACCAAGAAUUCCCACCUACAUUCCGACUGUCUCCUGUCGGACGCCGAGUCGAGUUCUUCGGACAGUCCCGUGGCCGACAAGAGGGCGCCGGGCAGUGAGCGGGCGGCUGAGAGGGCGGCGCAGCAGAACGAGAGAGAGAGAAUCCGACUGGGGCCGCAGACCUCCUUCGCCAACAUGCAGGCAUUUGACUAUGAACAGAAGAAGCUGCUGGCAACCAAAGCUAUGCUGAAGAAGCCCGUGGUGACGGAGGUACGGACCCCAACUAACACGUGGAGUGGUCUUGGUUUCUCAAAGUCCAUGCCGGCAGAAACCAUCAAGGAGCUGAGGAGAGCCAAUCACGUGUCCUACAAGCCCAGCAUGAGCACCACCUACGAGGGUUCCCCGCUGUCCUUGUCGCGGUCCAGCAGCCGGGAGGGCGUGGCCAACGGCAGCGACUCCGACAACUGGCGGGAGAGGAACGGCACGUCGAACGGGCUGCAGGCCCACGCCGAGUUCCCCGCCGCCGUGAGCAGCCCGAAGAGGAAGCAGAACAAAUCUGCUGCGGAACAUUACCUGAGCAGCAGCAACUACAUGGACUGCAUCUCGUCAGUGACGGGUAGCAACGGCUGCAGCCUGAACUCCUCUCUCAAAGGUUCUGACCUGCCCGAGCUCUUCAGUAAACUGGGCCUGGGGAAGUACACGGACGUCUUCCAGCAACAGGAGAUCGACCUGCAGACAUUCCUGACUCUGACCGACCAGGACCUGAAGGAACUGGGCAUCACCACUUUUGGCGCCCGCAGAAAAAUGCUACUGGCCAUCUCAGAACUUAACAAGAACCGGCGGAAGCUAUUCGAGCCCCCCAUCAGGUCCUCCUUCCUGGAAGGGGGAGCCAGCGGUCGUCUCUCCCGUCAGUUCCACGCCGACAUGGCCAGCGUCAGCGGGAGGUGGUAGGCACUCGCAGAACCGUCCGAACCUGGAUGCCACUUUUCUCGGCCUCUUUUGGACUCAGACUUUUCCACAGUGUUGCUGCCAUAUUGUAUGAAUGAGAAGCCAUAGCUGUCCGACCAACGUGGAAAGACGCUCUUCCUGAGGUCCUGUCCCCCGUGUUAGGGCCUUUAGGAAGCAACACGGAACUUCGGCGUUCUUUAGGGUACUGCAGAAGGGAACAGGCGGAACGAUUUAGUCGGAUCCUUUUACUUCCAGUGACGCGGCCGCAGCUGUGUCAGUGACAUGCACUUUAAUACUGCUAGACGUUUGCCUGUGAAAGCCUUCAUGAUAUGAAGGCCAACUAUGCAUUGUUUUUGCUCUCAAGCCAAAUAAAUGUUAGCACUUAGCCUGGAUGAAGUGCAAAGUAGGUCUGCAAGGUCAUCGUGCCUGUCCUGGACUCCAGAAAGGCUUUUGAUUGGUUGGUUCAGUGUUGAUGCUCAGCCGCCAUCUUGUGUGUAUUUCUGCACCAAAUGAUUUUAAAAAAACAACAAUUUUGUACUCAUUAUUCUACAAUGUUAAGGGAAGGGUGGGGAUGUUUAAUGGUAAUCAGUUUACAUGUGUAUUUUUUAUACCUAAUGAAUGAUCCUUUUGUGUUAUUGUUGUCAUUUCAUGUUAUUUCAACAGCAGGUUCUUGUCUGUUUGUUUAUAGCAAACCGUUUUUUUUUUUGUCAGCGUCGGCCUCAAAAUCUCACAAUGCAGUCCCCCCCAUGUUUCACAAGCGAGGGGGCUUUUGUAGCGGCAAGUGCCAGUGUAUUGCAGUUAAGCCCAAAGUGACUUUAGUGAAAUGAUAUUUGUUAAAAUGGGAACUUUUGGGGCUGGAAAUGACACAAGACAGUAGCAAAUUACUGGAAGAAGUUGCGUUGGCCCUGUUAAUGAAAAAUAUUGGCCAUUUCUAUUAUGUACUAAAUUAUUCAUAUAACCAAAUAUAGAAAAAUAAUCAUGAAUACGUUCAAAUAGAUAUUUUCUAAUCAAUAUCCCAAUAUUUUGAUAACAGUUGAUAUUUUCUUGUGUCAUUUUAUUCUUUAAAAUGGUUAUCUUCCGGUUGGAAAUGUCGCUUUUUUUUUUUUAUAUAUAUCUGAAAAAUGUUAAAAAUUCUAAUAAAUAAAUGAAACAGCAAGUAUUUUUAACAAUUCAUAUAUUUUGAUAUCACAAGUCUGCCUUUUCCUUUUCAUUUCAACUAUUUUUUUUAAAUGGUGCACUUUAUUAUUUACAAAAUGAUCCAUAUGCCCAAAUAUACAACAAUAAGAAUGGACAAAAAUAGCCAACUACCCUAUCCUCUUAGUCUUGGCCUACUUUCUGGUCAUUCCCAGCCACAAGAUAACCAAUAAACAAAAGAAAAUAUCAACACUUUAUUUACAAAUGAUUUAUUUGCCUGAAUGUAAAAAAAAAAUAUAUGAAAAAAAUCAUAAAAAAGAAAUGAAAGUAGCAAAUAUUUUUUUGUAAUUGAUAUCACAAUAUUUAAAUAUCACAAUGUUAAAUCUUUGUGUUUAAGUCUAUAUCAAACUAUUUUAAAAAAGACACGCACACUAAAUCAGGGGUGUCCAAAGUCUGGCCCGGGGGCCAUUUGCGGCCCGCAGCUAUAUUUUUAUUGGGCCGCGGCACAAAUUCUAACAAUAUCAUUCAACAAGAAAACUAGAAAAAAAGGAAAAAUCAGCAGUAAUCUUACAAGAAUAAAGUCCUUACAGUCAAUAAUGUCCAAAUAUUAUGAAAAUAAAUUGAAAAUAGGACGGUAAUAAAGUCAUAGUAUUGCAAGAAAAUGUACAAGAAAGUUGAAAUAUUUGGAAAUUUUAAAAAAAAACAGCAUAAAUGGAAAAAUCUGUAAGAAUUUUACAAGAAUAAAGUCAAAACAUUAAGCUACAAAAGUUGUAUUGUAACAAGAAAAAAUUAAAAAUGUUACAAGAAUAAGCUUGUAAUAUUCAAUGCCAGUAGUAUCAAGUAGAAAUAUUACCCUUUUUUUUAUUAGUUUGUUCGAAAAAGUUGAAAACGUUAAUAUAGUAUUAUGGGAAUAAAUUCAAAAUAUUAAAGAAAUAAAGUCAUAAUAUUAUAAGAACGUCUACAAUUGAAAUAUUUAGAAAAUUGACAGCAAAAAUGGGGGAAAAAAGAGCAAAGAGUGAAGUUGAUACCAAUGAUAGGCUUUUUCACUGAUAUCACAAAGCUGAGAUGAAGUUUUCUCUUGAAGUAUACAUAACUUAGCAUAUCGAUAGCAUAGCACAUCAACAUGUGUUGCCUUGCGGCCCUCUUCACUACGUGGAAAAAGUUUGGACACCCCUGCACUAAACUGUUCAUAUGCCUGAAAACAGAAUAAUAUAAUGAAACUGAGAAUAAUAAAAAAUAUAUAUAUAUAAAUAGCAACAAUGUUUUGACCUAAUAUCCCAAUUUUGAUUUCAUGUCUUAUUUCUUUUUCCUGUGUCUUGGGUUUGUGCCACAUUGUUGCAUCAUUUCCAGCCAGAAGAUAACCACAUCGCAAAUCUAAUAAAAAGCCUCAUAUUUGGCCAGGGUAUACAUUAUUUUGGGUUUAACUGUGCAUCUUUCUGUAAAAAAAUCAAAUAAAAUCAAUGAAAAAAAAGCCAUGAAAACCUGCCUUAGCUCCAUUUCAUGAAGCAAGAUGCAUGCAUGCAUGCAUCAAGUGUGCUUGGAAAGUGUCCCAAAACUUUCAUGAACUUUGCAUAAGAAGAUAUCCCAAGUGCAAUUGAGAGUAUUUGUGAUGUUUUUGUGUUUCUGUUCUUUAUUAAAACUAGAAUCAGUUUACCGCUUUACCAGCAUGGAAACUUUGGACAGGAAACACCAGCAGCAAAACAAACCAGUGCCUCGCUUUCACUGCAAUGAUUCCCGUCAUACUUUCAUUUUUCUUGAUUUUUUUUUUUUUUUAAACCACAUUUGCCUCCUUGUAUGUGAUUUGAGCCAUUGUCAAUGUGGUUGUCACGUUUAAUAGCAUUGUCUGACAUGGUUGCUGAUGCCAACCAGGUAAUUUUCUUUUUUUUUUUAUUUGAUAGAAAGGAAGAUUUGAUCCCAGUCCUAGUCGGGCCUGACUCACAGUGGCACUCCGCUAUGUUGUGACUCGUGUUCUCGCCUACAGCAGACAUUUGUUGUCCUCCCACCUUCUUGCGGAAGGUUUUAUUUUUGCCUUUUACGGAUGAUGAAGGGACGUUUACUGAGUAGCCACACAACCAUCUCUCUGUGUUUGUACUGCAGUGUCAUGUCAGAAACCACUAAGGAAAGUAUGUAACGUUUGUGCAACGUCUUAUGUCAAGAAAGCUUCAAUUCUGUGAGGAUUUUGUGCAUAAUUGGCCAAAAGCUCUGUUCUUGCCAGUGGUAUCUAGAAAAAAAACCUCAUUGGAUAAGCCGUCAAUCAGGCAAAAACAUUGUCGACAUUAUGAAGGUAAUAAAUAUAUGCAAAAUCUUUCUUUGCUUAUCUUCUUUGUCUUUGUCUGUCUGUGAAAUAUUCCAUCUGAUCUGCCGUUAUCUUAAAUAUUCU